AUGAAAGUAUAUGGUCUUUUUCUUGUUGGCUUGGCUGCUAUAGCCGUUGCAGCUGAUGUCACACUCACGAGCUCAGGCUGCGCCGACGCAUCAGGCUUCGAACAGUGCCAGGCCUCUGCGAACAAGAAGACAAGCAGCUGCAUAGCUCAAGCUCGUCACGACAACAGCCAGGUAGAACUCCUCGCAUGCGGCUGCCAGGACUACGUCGACAACUUCAACUGCUACGCGGCCUUCUGCUGGAACAGGGUCUGGGAAUGCGAGUAUCAGGAGUACGUGGUUUCGUAUUUCAUGAACUGCGAUACCGCCAAGAAACCGGUUCCCUACUUUCCCGCCCCCAAGAAUGCGCAGGGCGCUUGCUCUUGUAACGUUGGGCAAGUCUAUCUCAACAUCCAGGAUGCCAUUCAACAGACAGGGACGUGCUCGAACAGUGCCAAUUCGGGCGAUGCGGGAAGCAAUCUGCAGAAAAUUGAGGGCUGUAACUGCUGUGAGAUCAGCGGAGCUCUGUCCAGCAUCGUCGAGAUCUGCCCCAAGACGGACCCCAACCUGAUCGGCCUGAAGCAAAUAUCCACCCUCGAGUCCGAGCUGAAUGUCGACUACAAAUCCUGCGGGUCAUAUAUGGAGACGUAUGAUUGCUCGUCUCAGCUCUCGUACUCCCUGGAGGGCGUCAGCACAUACUACAAGCCUGAUGAUCCCCUCAAGACUGGUACCGCCACCUUGAGCAACAACCCAGGCUCAGUCACGGCACCGGCCAGCGGAAAGGUCUUUUCGUACACCAACGGAGGCGACGGAACUGUCUAUACUAUCACCGCUGCUGGUGUAGGCAAGGACAGUUCUGAUAACAAGGGGAGCUCUAAUAGUGAUGGCAGUUCUGAUGCUAGCGGCGAUUCAACAGGCUCCACUGGCACCUCGACUGGGAGUAGCAGUAAGGCUACGGGGAGCUCCAAGAAGAACGGGGCAGAUAAGUUGACUACCGGAAGCGCCUUGAUAAUGGGAGUCACACUGUUGCUGACUCUUGCAGCAAUUUAUUAG
Fusarium subglutinans is the source of this 1029-nucleotide messenger RNA. RefSeq lists its product as uncharacterized. The coding region runs from base 1 to 1029 and encodes 342 amino acids. The record is from RefSeq and is a predicted model, not a curated record. Lineage: Eukaryota; Fungi; Ascomycota; Sordariomycetes; Hypocreales; Nectriaceae. The transcript is spliced from 2 exons.